GUGUGCUCACUAGCUUUCAGUGAUUUUUUAGUGUCUGUCUCUUUCUGUGUAACAGCGUGAGAUACUGUAGGAUGUUCCUGACUCACUGUGUGACGGCAGGGAUUGUGUUGACAGUCCUCAGCCUCUGCCGGCCUGCGUGGAGUGCCGUGAAGAUAAUCCAGCCCUAUAGAGUGGUGAGCACCAAUGGUAUGGCACAGGUCCAUUGCUUCGUCCAACCCCGACCCUCCUACCACCAGACCCAACCCCCCUCUGACCAAACCCGGCCUUACCCUUACCCUGACCCCAAGGAGCUCCGUGUGACUCUGCUGAAAGGCCUCUACGGCACCCAGGAAUUCUGCUCGUCCUUCCUCAACUUCACAGGGCAGAGAGAGCCAGGUGUGGAGAAACAAGGAGAUGUGCAGUGCUCUGCUCGGAUGAGGGAGGGCGCCGUGGAGGUGUCGGUGUCUGGACUGAAGGCCACGGACACGGAUUUGUAUCGCUGUGAGAUAGAGGUCUUCUACCCACCACCAUACCUGCAGCUCACUGGCAACGGCACGCUCAUUCAUGUCUUAGGCAGCUCCGACUGUCCUGUGCCGGGGGCUCAGAGACAGAUUGCACACCAGGGUGAUGAUGGGGAGGAUGAUGAAGGUGAUGAGAGGAUGGCACCAGUCAGUAUUCCUGUGGUUGUACUGGUGAUACUUGUCGUGUUUGUCCUCCUCAUCAUCAUCUACUUCCAGGCCCUACAUUGUGAACAAGGGAGGAGGGAGGUCGUCAGACCGGUGCCUGGUGUGCUUCACAAGGUGGAUGCUGCUUCAUUUUCAUGUUAAAACUUUGCAUGAAACACCCACUGAAUCAUCAUGUUGGGCUCAUCAUGAGUACCAUUGAUUUUGAAUGGAGGGUUAAAGGAUUACAGGGUCAGUAGUAACCGUUUAUUAAAUAUCACCUCUGUUUUGAUUGAGGUUUUUUUACCACAGCUGUAGAAAAUUACAUAUUUGGUGUCUGUGGUUAUCUUACUUAUUAAGUAUGAAAUAAUGUUUACAUUGUUGUAAACACUAAUUGCAUUAAACGCUGUAGCUUGAUUGAGUUAUCUGAACUCUCACUCUAACCAGCUAGAAAGCUUGUACGGCUAACACUGUGUAUGAAUUACAAAACUGAAACGCUUGAAGUUAAACUUGGCUUAACACUCCAGCUGAGAAUGCAAUGCUUUGAAUGAUUAUGCAUUACGGCUAAGUUUGCAUGUGAAUUUGUU
Molecule: messenger RNA, 1228 nt
Organism: Anarrhichthys ocellatus (wolf-eel)
Lineage: Eukaryota; Metazoa; Chordata; Actinopteri; Perciformes; Anarhichadidae
Gene: cd28
Product: CD28 molecule
Exons: 5
Coding region: 72-806 (244 amino acids)
Biological process (GO): T cell receptor signaling pathway; regulation of T cell proliferation
Cellular component (GO): external side of plasma membrane
Source: RefSeq, a predicted model, not a curated record